CCUUGCCUGUGCAGCUGCAUCCACACUCGCAACGCCUCUACUAGACUACUACUACCCCAAAACACACCCCUACGCACCAUGCCAAUCCGCAUCAUCCCCACCGGCGGCAUCGAGGUCCGCGGCGCGUCCAUCAACGGCGGCGACGCCCAGCUCCAGAACGACGGCAACGCACGUGUCGUCGACGACCAGGGCCAGACGGUGACUGUCCGCUUCGACCGCGGCGGCGAGGGCCAGUUCGACGUCCUCCAGCCGUCCGACGCCGAGCGCCAGCGCGGCUGGGCCCGCCUCGACACGCAGGGCAACGGCAGCGUGAUCGCCUACCGCGUCGACGACAACGUCGUGCUGCUUCCCCGCCCUGACCUCGAGAACUGGCAGAGCCACCUCCCCGACGACCGCGCCCUCGCCGACCUCUCGACCCCGGGUACCCACGAGAGCGCGUCGCUCAGCGGUGGCUUCAUCUCCAUCUGCCACACCGAGGACGUCCGCACCCAGCUCCAGCAGGGCAUCCGCUUCCUCGACAUCCGUCUCAAGGUUGUCAACGGAGAGCUUCAGACCUACCACGGCAUCCAGCCUCAGAACUCGAACCUCCGCGAGCAGAUUGGCUGGGUCAACGACUUCCUCCGCGGCCACAACCGCGAGGCCGUCUUCGUCUCGAUCAAGCAGGAGAACGACGACAACCCGGACUUUGGCCGCCUCGUCGAGGAGGCCUUCAAGGAGGGCGGCCUGACGCGCUGGGACGAGACCCUGCCCACGCUCGGCGAGGCGCGCGGCAAGGCCAUCCUCUUCUCGCGCUACCACAAGAACGAGGACAGCCAGUACCCGAACGGCAUGGGCAUCCACCCGACCACGUGGCCCGACAACAAUGAGGGCUUCGACUGGGACUGCAACGGCACGCCGUUCCGCACGCAGGACGUGUACGACACGGGCGACAUUGGCACCAAGACCAACAUUCUCAUCCGCCACAUCGAGUCGACGACCGACCCCCGCGGCAACGGCCUCGGCAACAACCACCCCUUCACGCUGUCGUUUGCGACCGCCGCCAAGUUCCCCCAGAGCCCGCCCCAGUGGAUGGCGAGCGGCUCGGGCUCGGGCAUGGGCGUGAGCAAGGUGCUUGGUAACCUGACCAGCCUGUUCGGCGGCGGCGGUGGCGGUGGUGGUGACAACGGCGGCGGCAAUGCCGGCCCCCAGGGCGGCGUCAACUCGCGCCUCGCGUACUGGCUCCUCCAGCGCGCGGCCGAGGGCAAGCGCCCCCGCGCGACCAUCAUGCUCGACUUUUACCGCGAGACGGGCGGCGGCGAUGCCGGUAUCUCUGAGCUGAUCGCCGCGCUCAACUACAUCAACACGAACGAGUAGGAGUAGACACGUGGUUGCGUGGUGAUAGCAGAUCUGAAGAAGUAAACUUUGUGUAUGG
Molecule: messenger RNA, 1411 nt
Organism: Vanrija pseudolonga
Lineage: Eukaryota; Fungi; Basidiomycota; Tremellomycetes; Trichosporonales; Trichosporonaceae
Product: 1-phosphatidylinositol phosphodiesterase
Exons: 3
Coding region: 79-1353 (424 amino acids)
Biological process (GO): lipid metabolic process
Molecular function (GO): phosphoric diester hydrolase activity
Source: RefSeq, a predicted model, not a curated record